Bolinopsis microptera is the source of this 560-nucleotide messenger RNA. RefSeq lists its product as uncharacterized. The coding region runs from base 84 to 497 and encodes 137 amino acids. The record is from RefSeq and is a predicted model, not a curated record. The transcript has 3 exons. NCBI's taxonomy places the organism in Eukaryota, Metazoa, Ctenophora, Tentaculata, Lobata, Bolinopsidae.
AGAAGAAAGCCGCUUUAAUAGUAUAAAUGGGGAACACUUGAAUAAUCGGGCAUUAUCAGCAGGUCCCUUUUUCCGAUAACACUAUGAUCUUUGCCAGUAUCUUCUUUUUUGUUCUUAGUUUUGGCCUUCUCGAAUGUAUCGACAUCAAAGUGGCGGCCCCUUAUGAAGAAGGUGGAGAUGAGCCUUGUCUCAGACUUUGCACUGGGACAACAGGAAAAGGCUCGACACCCUGGAAAUAUUACAGUACUGAUGGAAUCUAUGUUAAAGUAGACAUGACAAACUGCGACUUCAAACCUGGUUUGACUCCAAUAGUAACAUCUGUAUUGGCUGGAGAAAGUCACCUUUGGGUGACUACUGGUGGAUCAGAAAUAUACUCCCUCACAUCAUCCAGUUUCGUGAACUACGUUCAUAUGCGAGCAGAAUACGGCAACAUCCACAGUUUUUACAAGGCUGACAAGUGGAGAAUUGACUGGCAAGCCAUUGGUUACGCUUGUUAGCAACCUCAUGAUGUAUCAGAUUGAACAUUGUCAUAACUUAGCAAAUAUCAGUUAAUUACAACU